Messenger RNA from Neltuma alba, 2006 nucleotides. RefSeq names its product laccase-5. Gene Ontology annotation, molecular function: copper ion binding; hydroquinone:oxygen oxidoreductase activity. Gene Ontology annotation, cellular component: apoplast. The record is from RefSeq and is a predicted model, not a curated record. The transcript is spliced from 6 exons. Bases 46 to 1773 code for a protein of 575 amino acids. NCBI's taxonomy places the organism in Eukaryota, Viridiplantae, Streptophyta, Magnoliopsida, Fabales, Fabaceae. Gene Ontology annotation, biological process: lignin catabolic process.
CAUUCACAUUGAAGUCUAUUUCUCCUCAUCACUCACAGUUCAACGAUGGAGGCUCUCAAGAUCAUUCAUGGUUCAUCCCUCCUCUUGGUCAUUCUAGUUCUUCUAGCUUCGGCAUUGUCUUCUGCAAAUGCCAGAGUUCAUGAGCACCAGUUUGUUGUUCAAGCUGCAAAAGUGAAGAGGCUCUGCAAAACCCACAACACCAUCACAGUAAACGGUCAAUUCCCUGGCCCAACUCUGGAGAUCAAUAACGGAGACACUUUGGUCGUAAAAGUCACCAACAAAGCUCGUUACAACGUCACCAUUCACUGGCAUGGAGUUCGACAAAUGAGAACUGGCUGGGCAGAUGGACCAGAGUUUGUGACACAGUGCCCUAUUCGUCCAGGAGGAAGCUACACGUACCGUUUCACAAUUCAAGGUCAAGAGGGCACACUGUGGUGGCACGCUCACAGCUCCUGGCUUAGAGCCACUGUUUAUGGAGCUCUCAUCAUUCGUCCCAGGGAAGGAGAGCCCUACCCUUUCCCUAAACCAAAGUGCGAGACACCCAUUCUUCUCGGGGAAUGGUGGGACACAAACCCCAUUGAUGUUCUGAGGCAGGCCACUCGAACAGGAGCCGCUCCAAACGUGUCCGAUGCUUACACCAUCAAUGGUCAGCCUGGCGAUCUUUACAAGUGCUCAAGCCAAGAUACCACUGUUGUUCCGAUCGACUCCGGCGAGACUCAUCUCCUCCGAGUCAUCAACGCUGCACUCAAUCAGCCCCUUUUCUUCACCGUCGCCAACCACAAGCUCACCGUCGUCGGCGCCGAUGCCUCCUACCUCAAGCCCUUCACCACCAACGUUCUCAUGCUAGGACCUGGUCAGACCACCGACGUUCUCAUCACCGGCGACCAACCCUCUUCCCGCUACUACAUGGCGGCGCGUGCUUACCAGUCCGCCCAAAACGCACCCUUCGACAAUACGACCACCACCGCCAUUCUCCAAUACAAAUCCGCAAACCAUCACGCAAAAGGAGGCCCCAGCAUCAAACCGGUGAUGCCCCAACUUCCCGCCUACAACGACACCAACACCGUCACCGCCUUCAGCAAUAAAUUCCGAAGCCCGCGAAAAGCCGAAGUGCCCACCGAAAUCGAUGAGAACCUCUUCUUCACUGUGGGCCUUGGGCUCAACAAGUGCCCGCCCAACUUCAGAAAGAGAAGAUGCCAGGGGCCCAAUGGCACUCGAUUCACUGCGAGCAUGAACAAUGUGUCUUUCGUCCUCCCGAGGAACAUUUCCAUCCUCCAGGCCCAUCAGCUCGGAGUCCCGAACGUGUUUACCACUGAUUUCCCGGCCAACCCUCCGGUGAAGUUUGAUUACACUGGCAACGUCAGCCGCUCGCUCUGGCAACCCGUUCCGGGAACCAAGGUGUACAAGCUCAAGUACGGAUCGAGGGUUCAGGUUGUUCUGCAGGACACCAACAUUGUGACCCCCGAAGACCACCCGAUUCAUCUUCAUGGAUAUGAUUUCUACAUCGUAGCAGAAGGGUUUGGGAAUUUCAACCCCAAAAAAGAUACCGCGAAAUUCAACCUUGUUGAUCCGCCUCUCAGGAACACCGUCGCUGUUCCCUCAAAUGGAUGGGCAGUAAUCCGAUUCGUUGCUGAUAAUCCAGGUGCUUGGAUUAUGCAUUGUCAUUUGGAUGUUCAUAUAAACUGGGGCCUGGCCAUGGUGUUCUUGGUAGAGAAUGGAGUCGGGAAAUUGCAAUCCAUUGAGCCACCUCCAGCGGAUCUGCCUCUUUGUUAGGAUCUUCUUCGAAGCGUCAGCCCAAUGAUGAGAGCUGUGAUAUUUCUUGAAUUGUUAGGAAUUUCCCUGCAUUUGGGGAAAGUUUGUUUUUGCUCUGUUUCUUGUUCGUUACAUAGAUAAUUUGUGUUGUCGCCAUCAGAUAGGCAAAUCGCAGCUUGCUUUAAUUGUAUUCAGUGUAUUCUUUUCAAUAUUUGAUGAUGCUAUAAUAAAAAAUGAAGUUUCCGAAUUUAAAA